AUGUUCUCUUUGUGGACCCGACGAGGACAAUGCCUUCUCUGUUCCUUUCGAGCCCUGGUUACUGCGCCUUCAAAGCAAUAUCCCCAUGGACGCAAUGACUAUAGGACGACCCAGCCGUCGCGCCGAAAAAUCUCCGAGACCUCGCGUCGAACGAAAAGCGCCCCGAAUUCUAGAUCGACGAGGGCGAACUCGCGGGGUGCCUCGAAAUCUGCCACUCUUUCUUCUGACAUUGUCCUGAAUCGGGUUCGAAAGGCUCUGGACGAAUUGAAAAUUCGACUGGCGUCCAUUCCAGCCUCCACAGAUCCUACGCCGAACCAACUGGAUGCCCUUGAUCCCGACCAAAUAUAUUUCAAGUCGUUUAAGGAAAGCCUGGAAGAAAUUUUGAGGUUCAAGGAUACUUCCAAAAGCGCCUGGGGACGAAGCAUAGCAUCCGAGAUUGGAAGAUCAUUUGUGUCUCCCAAUUGGCGACAAGAUCUCCAAAAAGCUUUACAUUUUGGCUUCAUCGAUCAUGUUCUUCAGAAGAAGACCGAAGAAAGUCCGGGGAAAACAUCACCGAUCGCGGACAUGCGGUUUCCGACGGAAUGGUACUCUGGUGCUCGUCAGCUUCAGAGGGAUAUUCAUCUUCAUAUCGGUCCAACAAAUUCAGGCAAAACCUACAACGCAUUGAAACGAUUGGAAGAGAGUGGUAACGGGUUUUACGCCGGCCCUUUGAGAUUAUUGGCCCAUGAAGUCUUCUCCAGAUUCAAAGCCAAGGGUGUUUCAUGCGAUCUAGUAACUGGUGACGACGUCAGACUUGAUGACAAUCCCAAUGUCUUGAUGUCUGCAUCAACGGUGGAAAUGGUGGAUACGUCACGCUCCGUUGAGGUUGGUGUUAUCGACGAAAUACAAAUGAUCACUUCACGAGAGCGCGGAUGGGCUUGGACUCGGGCGUUUCUAGGAGCGAAUGCCAGAGAACUUCAUCUGUGUGGAGAGCCCAGAGUUCUUCCACUGAUUCGGGAAUUGACCGCGUCCACGGGUGACACCCUACAUGUCCAUGAAUACAAGCGAUUGAAUCCGCUAAAAGUCAUGACCAAAAGCCUGAAAGGAGAUCUCAAGAGCCUGCGGAAGGGGGACUGUAUUGUCACCUUCUCUGUUAUGAAUAUCCAUGCCAUGAAAAAACAAAUUGAGGUGGAUACCGGCCGUCGAUGUGCUAUUGUUUAUGGUAGCCUACCUCCUGAGACCCGCGCUCGACAAGCUGCCUUGUUCAAUGACCCAAACAACGAUUAUGAUUUUUUGGUUGCCAGCGAUGCGAUUGGGAUGGGGCUAAAUUUGAGCGUGAAACGAAUCAUCUUCCAUAGCGUGUACAGAUUCAACGGAUCUCGAAUGGAACAGCUCACCGUGUCUCAAAUCAAGCAGAUUGGUGGUCGAGCCGGUCGGUAUCGAAGCUCACAUGAAGCCAUGAAUAAUUCCGGGAAGUCCGACGAGUCCUCAUCAGCCAGUGUCGGCCUCGUCACCACCCUCAACGAUGAGGACUUACCCACCAUCACCAAUGCGAUGAAUGCCGAAGAUCCACCAAUAAAAGUGGCGGGUCUAUUACCCCCGGGCGAUUACCUGGAAGAUAUAUCAAUCAGGCUACCCAAAGGAAUUCCUUUCGAAUACCUUUUGAAGCGUCUUUCCAAGGAGGCUGAAUUGCAUCAUCGAUUCAAAAUGUGCAGCAUCGACGACCAAAGUCGAGUGGCCGAAAUCAUUGAACCGGUCCGUGGCCUGACCACCCAUCAGAGGAUUUUAUUCACUGCUGUUCCCAUGAGCUCCACAUCGGCAACAGCAAAACGAGUGGUAAGAGCUCUAGCCGAAUGCUUGGAGAAUCACCGACAGGUCUCGAUUGUCGACAUCCCAGCCAUCCCACUCGAAAUACUCGAGCAGCCGGUCUCGGGAGAUCGAGCAUAUCUGGAAAGUCUAGAGGAACUCCACAAAUCUUUGAUAGUGUUCCUCUGGCUCAGCUACCGGUUUGUUUCUACCUUCAAGGAUAGAGACAUGGCCAUGUACGCCAAAGAGCUAACGGAAAAGCGGAUUAAUACGUGCCUCUUAGAAUUUUCGGCCAACCCAGAACUUCGACAACGAGUGUUAUCAUACAAGUAUAAAAUGCCGCUUCCAAGACUGCCGGCUCACGGAAACACUCCAGAAGCAACCAAGACUCAUAAUGACUUUUCACAACAUCCAGCACUUCCGGUGGACUGGACUCGUGGUUCUUCAGAUCUUGAAUUUGAAGAACCCCAAUCUUCAGCAAACGCCGUCACGACACAUGCAUAA
Rhinocladiella mackenziei CBS 650.93 is the source of this 2289-nucleotide messenger RNA. RefSeq lists its product as uncharacterized. Gene Ontology annotation, molecular function: hydrolase activity, acting on acid anhydrides; RNA helicase activity; ATP binding. Lineage: Eukaryota; Fungi; Ascomycota; Eurotiomycetes; Chaetothyriales; Herpotrichiellaceae. Gene Ontology annotation, cellular component: mitochondrial degradosome. The transcript has 2 exons. Bases 1 to 2289 code for a protein of 762 amino acids. Gene Ontology annotation, biological process: RNA catabolic process; mitochondrial RNA 3'-end processing. The record is from RefSeq and is a predicted model, not a curated record.